Messenger RNA from Closterium sp. NIES-67, 668 nucleotides. NCBI's taxonomy places the organism in Eukaryota, Viridiplantae, Streptophyta, Zygnematophyceae, Desmidiales, Closteriaceae. The record is from the annotation of a GenBank genome assembly.
CUACAGCCACAAAUGUUCGCAAUUGAUUGUCACAAAACUGCGUUUCGUACUAGGUACGGGAGUUUCGGGUACAUGCCCUUCGGACUGACCGACGCCCCAAUGACUUUUCAAAUUACCAUGAACCAGAUCUUCAGUUCGCUUGUAGAAAAGUCUGUUCAGGUUUACCUAGAUGACAUCCUGAUUUACAACGAGACUCAGGACCUCGAAGCAUUUUUAACGCUGCUACAGGAGCAUCAGCUUCUCAUAAAGGGAACCUGCCAAACCAUGACAUCGUCGAAGCAGAAGCCAGCUGGACAGUUGCAGCCGAUUCCGCCGCUUGAGCGUGCAUGGCAGCAAGUAACGAUAGACUUCAUUAUGGGACUGCCUGCCAAGGACGGCUGUAAUGACGCGAUAUUUGUCGCCGUCGAUAAGCUGAAAAAGAUGGCUCACUUCGCCGCCUGUAAGAAAUGCAUCUCAACCGAAGAAUCAGCCCGCCUUUUUAUCACGACCAUCGUUUGCCUCCACAGAAUCCCAUUCGCCAUCAUUUCGGAUCAUGACACAAGAUUUACCAGCAACUUCUGGCGCAACCUCUGGGAACAGUUUGGCUCGCGCUUGCAAUUCUCCUCUGCCUACCACCCCGAGACUGACGUGCAGAUUGAAUAGGUUAAUCGGAUGAUGUAGCAGCUGAU